Messenger RNA from Rhodofomes roseus, 1542 nucleotides. RefSeq lists its product as uncharacterized. The transcript has 6 exons. The record is from RefSeq and is a predicted model, not a curated record. The coding region runs from base 1 to 1542 and encodes 513 amino acids. Lineage: Eukaryota; Fungi; Basidiomycota; Agaricomycetes; Polyporales; Fomitopsidaceae.
AUGUCCUGGACAUUCAAGCACGCUUCAAAAGCGUGUUUGAAUGCCUGGUGGGCCAGAGCACACCAACAACGCAUUUUUGGCGCGUUUUCACACGCCAAAACGCGUCAAAACGCACCAACACGUCCACAGAGCAACCCGAAGGUCGCCCCAAGCGACGGUUGCACGUUCUGCGACAUCUUUCGACGUCGUGGUGGUGGUAGAGAAGAGAGAGGUGCCAGCUGGCGCCCCAGCUACCUGAAUGGGAAAUACAACACAGCUCCAAAGAUGUCCACCAAUCCUCCGAAGCAUGUUGCCUUCGUUCUUGAUGGUGCUCAGAAGCGAACAAACAUCGCUGAUGUCGAUACCACCUGUGGCUCCGGGUGGCUAAUAUAUGCAAUGCAGUCGGAGAUUGCGGAGAGAUUUCUUGCAGAGCCGAAGCUACACGGCUACAUUUAUGACUAUCUGGCGGCCACCAAGAACAAGAGCCGGGUUCAUCCUGGCCAGAAGUAUACUGAAGUGAUCAUUGCCGAAGACGUUCUUUGGGCCUAUCGGCUCGAGAUGCAUUCCAAUGUCAAGCUGACAAUCCUACUCUGGGACCCAUUCCGAGAUUUCAUCAUGGCGACGUAUGGGACCAAGCCCCAGACGUUGAAGAAAGUCCUAGUCCAUCAGGGAUUCGACAUCCUUGUUCACAAUGCGUCCCAGCUCAUGCACGACUGCAAUGAUGCUGUGCUUUGGGGCGACGAUCCUCUACAGAAGGACGAGUAUUACCGUCGUCUGCGGUCCUUGACCCCUAUAUUCCCAGUGUGGCCACCCCUACAAGCAGUGCGCUACAGUGCGAAAACAUUCUCCAUCAUCCAGGCGCUGCGGAGUCCGCCCUACCGGGUACCAGGGUUACAGACGUUCAUUCCGCGCGAGCAGGUGACCGUGAGGGUGGACAAAUGGCGGAUGUACAAGCGCGAGGCUACCACACACGGAAUCCAUGUCCAUGAUGGCCGCAUAUACCCCAGGGGUCUCAUAGACCAAGACCGAAAACAGAAUCGCGGCCGAUGGGUGUGGUUCGAAAUGCCCCGCCACCCAUCACUUAGCAACGCUGGUCAGAUCCGUGUUUAUAUGUCUCAGGGGCGCCUCACGCACGUUGUACACACCACCCGAGUUGGAAAUCAGCUGGAAGGCAGCCCCGUGCGAUGUGUGCUCAGGCCGGAGGAGAUCCAAAUGCCCAACGCAAACCUUAGCACCGGUGCAUUCGUCGGAAUCUUCGAACGGGAGGGCGGGACGAUGGAAGCGCGUACAAAGGCCAUGGAGGAAAUCCGCGAGAUGUGCAAUCACAUCAUAAGCAACAUGACCACUCACCUUGAAGAAAAAUCAAUGCAUGGGGGGUUCUGCUUAGCACAGUGCUGCCGACUCGACUUUGGUGUGCUUCCGUUGCUUGGGAGCCACAAGUGGAUUAUCACCGGCAUGACCUGGGGCUGUGGAAUGGACCUGUAUGCAUCUGUUGAUCCUCAGAACGCUGUUGUGUUCAUAGAUACUGUGCUCGACGCGGUCAUCAACAGGUGGAAUGCUUAG